Molecule: messenger RNA, 2592 nt
Organism: Mauremys reevesii (Reeves's turtle)
Lineage: Eukaryota; Metazoa; Chordata; Testudines; Geoemydidae
Gene: PLSCR3
Product: phospholipid scramblase 3
Exons: 8
Coding region: 1-1317 (438 amino acids)
Biological process (GO): plasma membrane phospholipid scrambling
Cellular component (GO): plasma membrane
Molecular function (GO): phospholipid scramblase activity
Source: RefSeq, a predicted model, not a curated record
AUGCGGCCGAUCGAGCACUCGCCGCCGCGGCGCCUCCUGCUUCGUGUCCUGUCCUCGGACGUUAAAGAGAACAAUGUCCCUCCCUCCUCCUCACCACCUUUUAUGUACGUGAAAACCGUGCUGGUGUCCCCCGUCUCGGUCUUCUCUUCUCCAUACGAAACACGCCCGAGUUUUUCCAACCUUCCCUCGCCGCUCACGGAUCCCUUUCCUCAGUACGCCCCCCCCCGGGCCGUCAUUUCCCAGUUUGUGUGUGCGCACCGGAUUGUUCCUUCCCGAAGGGAGGACUUUGCGUUUGUCCUUAUUGAGUUUCAUCCAGUUAACUUCACACCAGGACUCUGGAUCAUUUUGAAUUUUAAUCCCAUCCUGCAAAGCACUCGCAACCCCUCUGUAACAGUGUCGGGACUCGCCACCACAGCGCCUCCCGCUGGUUACCCCCAGGCUACUUACCCCUCCGCCCCAUACCCCAGUCCCCACCCCGCCCCCCCAGUCCCCACCCCAGGAUUCAACAUCUACCCCUCCUCCAAUCCGGGUGCGGGGCCGCUGGUCCAGCCCCAGUCCCCGCCCCAGGCAUACGGGGACCCCGCCGCUCAACAGCCCCACCCGGCCAUCACGCCCUAUCUGCCCGUGUCCACCGGCAUCCCCCCGGGGCUGGAGUAUCUAAUGCAGAUCGACCAGGUUCUGAUCCAGCAGAAAGUGGAGCUGGUGGAAGCCUUCGUCGGCUUCGAGACGGCCAACAAGUACGAGCUGCGGGACGGGCUGGGCCGGCGGCUCUUCGAGGCCGAGGAGCAGAGCGACUGCUGCACCCGCAACUGCUGCGGGUCCCUGCGGCGCCUCCGGCUGAGCGUGGCCGAGCCGGGGGGCCGCCCCGUGCUGCGCCUCCUGCGCCCCCUCAAGUGCGCCACCUGCUGGUGCCCCUGCUGCCUGCAGGAGCUGGAGGUGCAGUGCCCCCCGGGCACCACCAUCGGGCACGUGGUGCAGACCUGGCACCCCUUCACCCCCAAGUUCUCCGUCCAGGACGCCGAGAAGCAGACGGUGCUGCGGGUGCUCGGGCCCUGCUGCGUCUUUCGCUGCGGGGGGGACGUCAACUUCGAGGUGAAGACGAGCGAUGAGUCGCGGGGUGUGGGCCGGAUCAGUAAGCAGUGGGGGGGGCUGCUGAAGGAGGUCUUCACCGACACCGACGUCUUCGGCAUCCAGUUCCCCGUGGACCUGGACGUCAAGAUGAAGGCCGUGCUGCUGGGGGCCUGCUUCCUCAUCGAUUACAUGUUCUUCGAGAAAUCAGGCACCACCAGCCAGAGGAGCACGGUGCUGAGCAGCUAGAGGCGUCCGGACCCCCGCACCUCCCACACGCUGCCACUUACGGGGACCCCCAUCCCACCGCUGACACCAACAGGGGCCCUCCCAUCCCAUCUCUGACACCAACGAGGGGUCUUUAUGAAUAGGACAGCGUGUUUAUGGCCGUCAGGGCUGGCGUGGGUGUCAGGGCACUGAGACUGUUUGCAGAGGUGGCAAGGAGGCCUGCGGGUGUGGAUGCAUCCCGUGCCGUGGGGCUCGGUGGACAGUGUUGUGUGCACAUCAUUGGUUGUAUCUGAAAAACAUCAAGCCCUGGGUCUUCUCCCACCAAGGCAUCUUUAGGACCUUCACCCAGACAGGAAACUCUGGCCUCCAUUGGCCGCCAGAUUCCUGGGGUCUUCAUAUCUCCUGCCCCCCACCAUGCUGGGAGCCCCUCCCUGUUGGCUGAGGCGGGGGGGGGCGUCCCUUCAACACCGAGCCGGUGGUGGCAACAUCCCGAAGCCAAAUCUCUGCCUACUGAUAUUUCUCAUUUCUGUAUUUUGUGUAUUUAUCGCUUAUAACAAAAGUGUCUUGCGCUGAACCUUAAAGGGGGCUUUGUGGGGGGAGCAACAUGGUGCUUUUUAAUAGGGUUCCCCCCCACCCCACCCCGGUUCCCCUGAAUUCCUGAUGCUGAUGGAGGGACAUCUAGCCACGGUGGAGGAAUGGUAGGCGUGGCUUGACCCACGGAGGAGCUGUGGCCAGCGUGAAGUCAUGCCAACCCACGGUGGAGUCAUGUGGGCCAUGAUGGAUGGAAGCCAACCCAAGCUGGAGGGCCAUUGGCCACGAUGGAUGGAAGCCAACCCGAGAUGGAGGGCCGUUGGCCACGAUGGAUGGAAGCCAACCCGAGAUGGAGGACCAUUGGCCAUGAUGGAUGGAAGCCAACCCGAGAUGGAGGGCCGUUGGCCAUGAUGGAUGGAAACCAACCCAAGAUGGAGGGCUAUUGGCCAAGAUGGAUUGAAGCCAACUCAAGGAGGAGGACCGUUGGCUAAGAUAGUCAUGCCAAUCGUGGAGGCACGUUGACCAAGAUGGAGUCAAGCCAACCCCAGAUGGAGACAUAUUGGCCAAGGUGAGAGAAGACAAUCUUGGGCCACUCUACUGUGUCUUUCUUUCGUGGGGGGAGGAGACUGGAGGGAAGGUGAGAGGAAGGGGAAACUCCCCCCACCCCCCAGGCAGGAGAGGAGGGGAUUGGACCUCAUGUCGCGACGGAUGGUUUUGCUGGGUGUUCCUCCACGGGGAACCGAAAACAAUAAAAGGUUAAGACGC